CACAAGCCACCACACGACGGCACGAAGGCAACAUCCCGGAAAAUGAUACCUUUUCAGAUCCCUCCUCGCCCACCAUGCUGAUACUGCUAUGCCCAACCCGCCGGCUCCCAGCUGUUACUGUCGUGGCCUCUCGACUGAAGCUUGCCAAUGCUCGGCCGCAGCGGAGAUGGCUGAAUUUGUGGCUACACAGCAAGGACAAGUGGAAGACUCUACCAUGGGACCAAACAGUCUAUCUUCGUUUGCUCAAGGAACACGAAGAGGCAGUGAAAGCAAAACGUGACGACGUAGCCUGGGGCCUGCCCUCAAGGCCAUACAUCUACAAGCGAGGCAUCGUUGUGCACGCCUUGAAUCUGAAGCACUAUGUCAUCUUGCUGGACCGCGUGUCGCUGUCAGUGAGGCUGGAUGAUCCACAACAAGAGCCAGUCUUGACGGUGGACGUCUUCAUGCUUACUAGCACUGGCGCUUUGAAUGCGAAAAACAAUCAUUUCAGCAUUCGGUGGUCCGACCUUGACAGAGAACCCAUGCUGGGAGAUCAGGAUCCCUGGCAGCUGACCCCCUCCAUCGAGUACGAGUUCCGACCCGAGGAGAAUCCCAACCUCCCGAUCACCAAGGUGGCCCGCAUGUUCCAGAAAGAAGUCAGCCGCCCUGUCUUGGCACCCGGGGCACUCACCAUACCGGUCAAGCACUUGAGCACUCCGCUUCCCCACCGCUGGUUUGCCUUGACUAGAGAAUCAAUCGACCGCCUUGACCCGACAGGCGAUCAUGGCCCGUCCACUCGAGAGUUUCUUGCCUUUUGUCCGGCGCUUGGGGAACCCGCUGUUGGUCGUGCCGACGCCUAUUACCACGGCCACCAGAAGAUAUACUUGCCGCCGGGUCGUUGGCCCUUUGAAGACCGCACAGCCGUUGUCUUUUCACAGAUCGAAAACACAGAGGACGAAAAGCGACGCAUGGCUGCUGCUGCGCAAAGGCUAGCGCAAAAGUUCAAGGAGAUGGGGCGGGUUCGUAGCACAACAGUAAAGCAGCUCUGGCUAGCCGAAAUCAUCAAGAAGGCAUGGCCUCCGAAGGACUAUUCCAAAUUCCUCCCGCAAAAGGCAGAGAACCACUGCAGGGUGCUCAUUGCCAGAGCACUGGAGAAAUGGCGUGGAACGACAAUCGUGAUCCACGUAUCGACAGAGCUCCCGCAAAAACCGACCCGGCUGCUAUUGGAGGAGGUUUCAGCAAACAUGAAACAAGACACAGUUGUUAUCGUCUCGUUGAUGGGCCGGAGGCUAUACGACCGCAUCUUUAACCACCGGGACGAGAAAGUGCGCGAGACGUUUGCGACCGAAAUCGUGUUCAAGCCGCCUCUGAGACCGGCACCCGUCGUCGAGGAGCCAGUGCCCGAGACUACCGCUCAGGAGGACGAAAUGCUCAAACGACUCAUGGAAAAGUUCCUCUCCCAGAACGAGCAGAGGAAAAUGCGAGAGCGAGAAGAAGCUGAGAAGGCGCGGAGAGAAGAAGAGCGUCAAAGAAAGUUGGCCGAGGCCCGGAAGAAGGAGGAGGAGGAGCGACAAGCUAGGAUACGGCACGAGAGGAAGAUGGAGAAGGAAGCCGAGGAGCGACGGAGAGCGGCCGAGCGGGAGCGGCUCAAAAUCCAAAAGGACGUCGAGAGCAUGUUUGAGGCUGCAGUUCAGUAUGAGAUCGACGCCUCCCUGCGCAAGGAGGAGUCAGUCGGUGAACGCGUCUUGGUCGAUGACGCCGAGCACGCUUCGGCCGAUGACGCCGAAAAUGAGACCGAGGAGGCUCAACUCAGCGAGGGCUCCAUCAACAUCAAAAAUGGCGCGAUUUGCAUCGAGACGGAAGGCUCUAUUGACGUGAUGGGCGGGUUCCUGAACAAGCGGGACGGCUCCAUCAUGAUCAAGACCGGCUUCGUCAACAUGGUCAGCGGCGACAUUGACUUUCUGCACCGUGACGACCGGAAGCGUUUCCAAGAGGAUCUUGGCACGGUGUCCAUCAGUUUUGAAGAUGGUGUUUCUCGUCGGGGGAUCAACAUCGACGACGCUGAUAGCAAUCCGGACCUGAUCAGCCUCACGGACGCGAAGAUCAAGAUCACCGAGGGUUAUAUCGAAAUCAACGACGGCUCCAUCAAGGUCACCGGAGAGGAGGGUUUGGCCCACGCCAAGAAGAUAUUGAGUUCCAUCAGAAUCAAGCGGGGCGCAAUCCACAUCAUCGAGGGAUCCGCCACCUUCACCGACGGGCAGGACGACUUUAUCAACUGCUCAUUCGACAUCAAAGAGACCACCCUCGGCUUCAAGGACGGUUACACUGACAUCGAAGCCCACAAGGACAUGUACUCUACCCGCGACUGGGGCCGAGGCUAUCAGCCUAACGUCGAUGGCAACAGCGAUUCUACCAAGAGCUGGAGCUACGAUCUGCCGCAAGACAAAGCCAGGGAAAGAGUUCGCAAAAUGCAGGACGACAUUGAGGAAAAAGCAAGGGAGCAAUGGGCGGCAGAGGAGAAGAAGAGGGAGAGGGAGGAGCAGCAGAGGAAGAGGAAAUUGGAGGAGGAGGAGGAGGAGAGAAAGAGGAAACUGGAGGAAGAGGAACAAGAGCGGAUCAGGAAGGAAAUACUUGCCAGAAAGAGGGAGAGCCUGCGGAAGAGCCUUUCCACGACGUUUGUCACUGACAGCAGACGGAAAAAGAAGGACUGAUGAGCUGAUGCUGCCUGGGCUGGCGUGGCAUUGGAAAAAGGCAAGACAGCUAGAUGUUUGCUCGAGUAUAUAAGAGAAUAUGAGAAUAUGAAUCCCCAUUCCAUCAGUUAUUUUGACAUCAGCAAGUAGGUACAAAAGAACCAAUAAGA
Molecule: messenger RNA, 2839 nt
Organism: Podospora pseudocomata
Lineage: Eukaryota; Fungi; Ascomycota; Sordariomycetes; Sordariales; Podosporaceae
Exons: 2
Coding region: 75-2690 (871 amino acids)
Source: RefSeq, a predicted model, not a curated record